Molecule: messenger RNA, 1199 nt
Organism: Cucumis melo (muskmelon)
Lineage: Eukaryota; Viridiplantae; Streptophyta; Magnoliopsida; Cucurbitales; Cucurbitaceae
Gene: PIP2-10
Product: aquaporin PIP2-10
Exons: 4
Coding region: 112-954 (280 amino acids)
Biological process (GO): transmembrane transport
Cellular component (GO): plasma membrane
Molecular function (GO): water channel activity
Source: RefSeq, marked validated
ACCAUUUCCCAUUUCCUCACCUUGCUACCAAACUACCUUUACACACUAACCAACGCAACAAAAAACCUCCCUCUCGAAUUUCCGCCGUUCCCUCGCCGGGAUUUCAUAACAAUGUCCAAAGAAGUGACGGAAGAGGGACAGUCCGGCCUCAGAAAGGACUACGUCGACCCACCCCCGGCUCCACUCAUCGACGUCGCCGAACUCACCCUCUGGUCCUUCUACAGAGCCCUUAUCGCUGAGUUCAUCGCCACUCUCCUCUUUCUCUACGUCACAAUCGCCACCGUCAUCGGCAACAACAAACAGACCAAAAUGUGUGAUGGCGUUGGAAUCCUCGGAAUCGCCUGGGCCUUCGGUGGCAUGAUCUUCGUCCUCGUCUACUGCACCGCCGGAAUCUCCGGUGGUCAUAUUAAUCCAGCGGUGACAUUCGGGUUGUUCCUUGCGAGGAAAGUGUCGCUGAUCAGAGCGUUUGGGUACAUGGUGGCGCAGUGCGCCGGAGCCAUUGUUGGCGUUGGGUUAGUCAAGGCUUUCAUGAAGCAUGAUUAUAACAACAACGGCGGCGGAGCCAACGCCGUUAAUUCUGGUUACAGUAGAGGAACAGCUCUUGGUGCUGAGAUUAUUGGAACUUUCGUUCUUGUUUACACUGUCUUCUCCGCUACUGAUCCCAAGAGGAGCGCGCGUGAUUCUCACAUUCCUGUUUUAGCUCCAUUGCCAAUUGGGUUCGCCGUGUUCAUGGUUCAUUUAGCAACCAUUCCCAUUACAGGAACCGGAAUCAACCCGGCCAGAAGCUUCGGCGCCGCCGUCAUCUACAACCGUGAAAAACCCUGGAAUGACCACUGGAUCUUCUGGGUGGGUCCGUUCGUCGGAGCAUUAGCGGCGGCAGCGUACCACCAGUACAUUCUCCGGGCAGCCGCCAUUAAAGCUUUGGGAUCAUUCCGCAGCAACCCCACAAACUGAGAAGGAAGAAGAUGAUGGUAGAAGUGGAGCAUGUUUUUAGAAUUAUUCAUUAUUAAUUUGUGUGGUUAUGUGUGAUGAUGAAUGAGAUUAUGAGGAGGAUGAAGGGAAGGGAUUGUCUUUGAAUGUUUUAAUUUUAUUUAAUUUUUAUAAUCUUUUGUUUGUUUAGUUUAUUUUUGGCUGUGUAAUAUUAUGAUUAUCUCUUUCCUUUUGUUCAUUAUAAGACAAUUUGGCCUUCAAUUUUCUUA